AUGUCGCCUGUCAGCUUCGCAGAUCUCCCCAACAAUACCAACUCGUCAUGGUGGAGAGACGCUGGGAUGCGUCGGGGUAUGCUCCACGUAUCCAUCCUCUACACCGCCGUUUACUCGCUCGGCUACGAUGGCUCUCUCUUGAACGGUCUGCAGGGUCUCCCGGCCUGGCAGAGUAACUACGAGCAGCCAGCCGGUGUCCAGCUUGGUCUCAUUGCCGCUACAUACUACUUGCCAAAGAUUCCCACCACCUUUGUUGUUGCCUGGAUGGUUGACCGCUUUGGUCGAAAGAUCCCUCUUUACGUCGGUGCGGUCUUCAUGCUGGCAGGUGCGAUCGUGGGAGGUCUCACCCACACUCGCGCCGAGCUCAUGGGCGCGAGGGUGCUCCUUGGUGUUGGUACUGCUUUUGCUCAAAUCACCGCUUGCUCUUUGAUCCCUGAGCUUGCCCACCCACGGGUCCGUCACAUGGCUGGAGGUUUCCUCAAUACCACUUACUUUAUCGGCUCCAUCUUCUCCUCCUGGCUGUGCUUCGCGAUGGUCUACUACCCCGGCGGCGGCAGCGACAACUGGUCUUGGCGUAUCCCCACCCUCCUACAAGGUAUCGGACCCGUCAUCCUCGCCGCCGGUGUGUGGUUCGUCCCCGAAUCCCCACGAUGGCUCGUCAACAAGGGCCGCACCGAGGAGGCUCAUGCUAUACUCGCCAAGUACCACGCCAACGGCGAGAUGCAAGACCAGCUGGUCCUGCUGGAGCUCCACGAGAUCAGCACCUCCGUCGAGAAGGAUCGCCAGACGGCCGCUGGGGGAUGGCUCUCCUUUUUCCAAACCGCUGGCAACCGUCGCCGUUUCUUUGUCAUCAUUAUGAUCGGUACGGCUACUCAGUGGAUUGGGAACGGUCUCGUCAAUUACUUUUUAAUCCCAAUUUUGCGCACUGUCAACAUCACGCAGCCCGCCCAGACGACCGGUAUCAACGGCGGUAUCGCCAUCUGGUCAUGGUUCGCUGCCAUGCUUGGCGCCUCACUUUCGGACAAAUUCGGCCGGCGGUCCCUCUUCCUCACAUCUCUCCUCGGCUGUCUCGCCUGCUUUGUCUUCAUCACGGCGCUCUCGGGCAGCUUCGCCUCGUCCGGCAACAAGAACACUGGCAUCGCUAUCAUCCCUUUCCUCUUCCUUUUCAACUCAUUCUACGCCAUCGCCUUCACACCCAUCCCCCUCCUUUACGUACCCGAAAUUUCGCCCUUUGCGCUUCGGGCCAAGUCGGCGGCACUCCUCCUCCUCUCGCAGAACAUCGCACAGGCGUUCAACCAAUUUGUGAACCCUGUCGCCCUUGCCGCCAUAGCCUGGAAGUACUUCAUCGUCUACGUCGCGGUCAUCUCGCUCUACUUCGUCCUCUUCUACUUUUUCUGCCGAGAGACGAAGGGGUUGACUGUGGAGGAAGCUGGGCUCGUUUACGACUCGGCAGUCAUGCGGAAGCGCGGGGCGGAUAUGGAGGCUGCCGUUGAGGAGGAGGCGCAGGGGGAUGAGAAGGACAUUGGGGAUGGGAAGGAGAUAUCGGCGCACUUUGAGGAGAGGCGGAUUUAG
Dioszegia hungarica is the source of this 1572-nucleotide messenger RNA. Its product is annotated as putative lactose permease. The transcript is spliced from 6 exons. NCBI's taxonomy places the organism in Eukaryota, Fungi, Basidiomycota, Tremellomycetes, Tremellales, Bulleribasidiaceae. Gene Ontology annotation, biological process: transmembrane transport; carbohydrate transport. Gene Ontology annotation, cellular component: membrane. The coding region runs from base 1 to 1572 and encodes 523 amino acids. The record is from RefSeq and is a predicted model, not a curated record. Gene Ontology annotation, molecular function: carbohydrate:proton symporter activity.